Syngnathus acus (greater pipefish) is the source of this 1644-nucleotide messenger RNA. RefSeq names its product adenosine deaminase domain containing 2 (gene adad2). Gene Ontology annotation, molecular function: double-stranded RNA binding; double-stranded RNA adenosine deaminase activity; tRNA-specific adenosine deaminase activity. The record is from RefSeq and is a predicted model, not a curated record. Gene Ontology annotation, biological process: RNA processing; adenosine to inosine editing. NCBI's taxonomy places the organism in Eukaryota, Metazoa, Chordata, Actinopteri, Syngnathiformes, Syngnathidae. Gene Ontology annotation, cellular component: cytoplasm; nucleolus. The transcript is spliced from 11 exons. The coding region runs from base 183 to 1505 and encodes 440 amino acids.
AUGAGCCUCAUCACGCAUGGGAGCAAAGACGGUGAUGUUACAGGACAGGCGUGAGCGGCGCAGUUAAAGAUGUUAAUGAGGGAAAAGGAGCUUUGUGCAGGAGUGAUUUCACAAACACACACACUCUACAAGGCCCCAUUUGGCUCUCUUAAGUUAUUUGAGGAUUACAUCCCAGCGCCAGAAUGUCCCAUGCUUACAGUUUGCUACCGGAGGAAGACAUAACAUUGGAGGAAGACAUAACAUUGGAGGAAGACAUCACUGUGGAGGAGAUCCUGGACUCAGGGGUUGUAAAAGACAACUCUGCUGUCAUUGACAAGGAUUCCAGUGAAACAGCCAUAGAAACGCCAUCUUCUUCACCAGUUUGGGAUACAGAUUUCCACAAAAAGUACGUGACGGUAUUAAGCAGCAACAAAUUCGACAGCCUUUUGAAGAUGAGUCCGGAUUUCCAAGCUUGCAAGAGCCACAUGGCGGCGUUUGUCCUCGUGAGAGAAGUGACAGACACAUCGGGGCGUGCAUGUGAUUCUUACCAGGUGGUGGCGUUGGGAACCGGUUGCUUCAGCUGCACCGGUUGGCUUGUUUUCAACGGGACGAUGGUGCACGACUGUCACGCCAUAAUCAUUGCCAGGCGGGCACUCCAGAGGUUCCUCUACAAGCAGCUUCUGCUCUUCUUUGACACCGACCCGCGGGCCAAGGAAGCAUGCAUAUUAGAGAGUUGUGGAGCCGGGCCGCAGCUUCAGCUCAAAGCCAAGACCAGCCUGCACCUUUACACCAAUCAGUGUCCUGAAGGAGCUGCCAAAAACGUCUACAUGAGGGGCUCCUACCUCAACAAUUGGACCCCCCUAAAGCUGUAUUAUAACGCCAAGGGUUCACUGGUGCCCGCUACCGUACUUGAGCCGAACCACUGGGCGGCCAAAGUGUGCUGCAUUUCGGGCACAGACAAGCUGUGUCUCUGGACCUUUGUGGGUGUGCAGGGCGCUCUGCUGAGCCACUUCAUCCAGCCACUUUACAUCACAAGCAUGGUGCUCGGUGGCCAGAAGGUGUACACCGACUACUUGUCGGACUUUAUCAAUGAAUGCCUGGGCAACGGCUGGGAGGACAUCCUGCCACCGUUCUACAAGAAAUAUGACACCAGGUUCCUGUGCUGCGAAGAGGUUAAGCCCAUUGAGGAGUCGCCGCAGCACGAUGUCCUCAGCAUCAACUGGUGCCUUGGAGACAAAGACAUUGAAGUGGUUGACAGCAGGAAAGGCUUCAUUGACCACCGUUCCCCGUCGGUAAGCGGGCCCGGCUUCUCCAGCAGGCUGUGCAAGAGAGCACUCUACAGUUACUUCCGUAAAGCAGCUCAGCUGGGCGGACUCAGCUGCUUGCUGGAUCGGCCCACCUAUCACAGCGUCAAGGUGGACGCAAGCGUCUACCAGACUGUAAAGAAGCUAAUCAAGCAGCACUUCCUAAGCAACCGCAGCGGCCCCUGGAAUGCCAAAAAGGAGGUGGACAUCUUUAGCGCCUGAACGGUUCUCCUUCAUGUUUAGGCAUUCAAGUUCUGUUUGGGGGGCAGGGGGGAACUGUUCAGAUAUUUUUGUUCUCAAAUUUACAAUCCAAAUUUUUGUUAAGUGUUUUUGUUGGAAAGAAAUUGUUCAAAAUAUACCC